Molecule: messenger RNA, 2500 nt
Organism: Schizosaccharomyces octosporus yFS286
Lineage: Eukaryota; Fungi; Ascomycota; Schizosaccharomycetes; Schizosaccharomycetales; Schizosaccharomycetaceae
Product: polyphosphate synthetase
Exons: 2
Coding region: 51-2258 (735 amino acids)
Cellular component (GO): fungal-type vacuole membrane; vacuolar transporter chaperone complex
Source: RefSeq, a predicted model, not a curated record
UAUAGAAUGAAAUACAACCAUUCACAGCCAAAUUAUAAGUUGAUUAAACAAUGCGUUUUACUGACAGUUUGGAGGCUGGUAUUCAUCAACCAUGGAGGGAACAUUAUAUGAAUUAUGUGAAACUGAAGCACUUUCUGAAAGCUGAUGAAGAAUCUCCUGUAUGGGAAGAAAACGAUGAAUCACGUUUCGUAUCUGCUUUAGAUGACCAGUUGGAAAAGGUAUCUGUGUUCCAUCAGAAGAUUUGGGAGGAUUUAAAUGAAUUGCUAACCGGUGUUGAAACCAUAUAUGACUCUUCUAAUGAAUUUACCGAUGCAACUUUGACAAAUGAGGCUCGUUUAAAAUUUCUAGAGCAAUUGGACUCUUGUACCGAUUUAGUUAAAAGACUGGAAAAGUACACUCGGUUAAAUCUUACAGGUUUUUACAAGAUCGUAAAGAAACAUGAUAAAUUACACAGCGAGUAUUCCCUUCGACCUCUAUUACAAGUUAGGUUGCGUGCUUGCUCGUUUGGUAAUGUUCAAUAUAACCCAAUAUUGGCACGCAUCUUUUCUCUUUAUAACCCGCUUCGUACAAGCCUUUCCGGUGAUCAAUUUUCAUCAAACCCUCGUCGUCAUAAUCAUUCUUCAGACGAAAAUGUUUACCGCAGACGAACAUAUCGUUUUUGGGUCCACCCUGACAAUCUCAUGGAAGUAAAAACAUUUAUUAUGAGGCGCUUGCCAGUUUUAUACUACUCUGGUAAACAUGGCUUUGAUCGAGACCGUUCAGCUGUGUCUGGUAUACUUGAUCCAAUUUCAACUUGUCUUUAUUUUGAUAAUCCUAAUUUUGACUUGUAUACUCAAAAUCUUGAACGAUCUGAACGUGCUUUUUCACUACGCCUUCAUUGGUAUGGAAAAUUGAAUCCAAAGACCGAUAUCAUUGUAGAACGCAUGGUGCGCGAAGGCAGCAGUUUGUCUCAUAGUGAAGACCGAUUUGUUCUACGCGAGAAGAAAAUUAAUGAAUUUUUGAAAGAAGCUUAUGAACCCGAUGAAAAAAAGAGCAGAGACGAUACUACUGAAGCCUCUGAUUCUUCUCGUAAAAAACAGCUUACGGAGGAUGUCCAAAAGCUUAUUGGAGAAUAUAAUUUACAACCCGUUUUGAGAUCCGUUUAUACUCGUACGGCUUUCCAGAUCCCUGGUGAUGAUUCUGUGCGCGUGAAUUUAGAUUCGGAUUGGGUAAUGAUUCGUGAAGAUUCAUUUGAUCAAGAGCGACCAUGUCGUGACCCUGUCGAUUGGCACAGACAUGAUAUUGAUGAUGCCGAUUUCCCUUAUAAACAUCUUCGUAAGGGUGAACACUUUAGAUUCCCCUAUAGCGUACUGGAGAUUCGCGAAUGUUUAAAACCAGAUGAAGAGGAGCCAUUGUGGAUUUCCGAGCUUCGUGGUUCUCACUUAAUUUCCGAAAUCGAUGGAUUUUCAAAGUAUGAGCACGGAGUGGCAGUUUUGUUUGAAAGAAAUGUUCCUCUUUUACCGAUGUGGUUAUUUUCUAUGGAGCAGGAUAUUAGAAAAGAUCCUCGAUCUACUUAUCCGAUUUCAAAAGAUAAUUCCAAUUCAAGCAAUAUCUACGUAAAAAGAAGAGACGAAACUAUUUUUACUGAUGAAACGCCCCCAAAGACCUCUAAAAAGACGCCAGUCGUACCCCGACGCGCACAAGCCUCUAAUGCUCAGAUGGCGGCGCCGCAAAUCCAACAUUUUAAGCAUGCUCAUGGAGAUCACUUUAAUAUAAAAAGUAUACCUGGUUUACUAAAACCAUCUACAUAUGGCUCAAUCUAUCGUCCUGGCAAAACUUAUACGACACCCCCUCAUAUUCAGAAGCCUGAAGUUCCUCUUCGGGUCAGCGGUCCCGUCAAAGUAGAGACGAAAGUCUGGCUUGCUAACGAACGAACAUAUUUGAAUUGGUUACAAGUCGUCGUUCUAUUUGGCUCCUUGUCAUUGGCUUUGUAUAAUAGCGCCGGUGAAGGUAUAGGCCGUGUUUUUGGUAGCAUCUAUGUACUACUUGCCGUAUUAAUGGGGAUGUAUGCUUGGAGGCUUCAUGCUAAGCGUUGUCAUUUGAUUAUGACUCGUAGCCCCGUUCCGAUGACUGAGUAUUGGGGUCCUCUACUUGUUGGUGUUGCUUUGGCUAUUUCGUUGAUUGCUAAUAUGGCAUUUGCCUUAAGAGGGGCUGUUCAGCAGAAUUUGAUUGAAGAUGAUCAUGUUCUUGUGCAAAUUUUUUGCAAGCAGUUUUUCUAAAAGUUAUCGUGAAGUUAAAAAUAAUCUUCUCGAUAAAUUUUUGGUUUUUUUGAGCCAUGAUUAAAAGUCAUUCACUAGAAUUAAUGCAAGCAUAAUUACAAACUUUUACUGUCUCCAUAAAGGCUUAUAUUUAUUUUUUGUGAUUAUUUAAUAAUACGUUCUGGGUUUGCUCACGCUGUUUGUUUAAGUAAUAUAAUGAAUGAAAGCUAAUGUUGCUAGUGUACAAAAACUUCUGUUCUGUA